GACGUUCUGGUCGCAAGAACGUGGAAUAAUUGCGGCACUUGUUUACUCGUCAGGAUUAAAAGGACAACAAACAUGACGACGUCUUCCCUUCCUGUCCCCGAGGACAGCGACCCCCGGCUCAAACUGACGCUGGGAAACCGAAUACGAAACGUGUUUGUCACACAGUUGGAAGACAGCAGACACAGAAAAGAUGAACAUGUCAACUAUCUACCUGUUGUGACAGAGACUUCCAGCAGAGUCCUCGAGGCCGGAGUGAACACUUUGCUCAAGACCCUGAUUCUGAAGAAACAAGCUGAGCUGGACAAGGUGGACCAGCAGCUCACACUCAAACGACAGGAGUUUAAGAGCCGCGCUGAGGCUCUAGCCCGGAGAAGGGCUGAGCUGGAACUAAAACAACAGCAGAGUACAGAGAGUUUGAAGAAGUUUGAGAAGUUUGUGGCUGAAAAUGAAGUGAAGCGACGCCGAGCGCUGCAGAAUUAUGAGGCGGCGCUUGAGCUGAACAUUUCAAAACAGAGAGAAAUAGAAGAUCUGACAGAUCAGCUGAAACAACUGAGAGCCAGAAAGCGAGUUUUAAAGGAGAGAACGUCCAAAUACAAAAUCUAUGAAGACUACUUGAUGAAAGCAAUAGAUCAUUUCCCGAGCAUUUACCUUGAUAAUGGGUCUGAAUCUCUGGUUAUGCCCAUCAUUCGGCGCCAUGAGACCCUGACCAUCACCCACCGGGAGCUGCUGCAGUGCUUGAGGAGUCUGGAGGAGGAGGUGGAGCAGGGCCAGCCACAACUGCUGAUCAUGAAGCAGGAGCACAGUAUUAAAACACUGAUGGCCAAUAAAGAACUGUCUGAACUCCAGAGUGAGUUAGAAACCCUGAGAGAGACGAACAAGCAAGCAGAGGUUAACCUGCUGCUGGAGCAAGACCUGUCCAGGCAGAAGGUUGAAGAAGAGGGUCGCUUGCUUAUGGCAAUCAACAAUCUUGCAGAGCAGUGCUAUCUCUCAACAUAUGGACCGUUGGAAAACAUGAACACACUGACAAUGAUGGACAUGGUGAAGGAGUGCAUCCUGGACAAGGCGGACACGGAGAGGAGAGUGAGGAGGCUGAUGGAGUCUGGGUCGGCCAUGAUGACGAGUCGAACAGCUCCGACAGACAGAAGGGAGAGUAGAACAGUAAAACACAAAUUAAAGGUUCAAGUAAAGUCAGUUGAAAGAGUGAGACAAUGAGUUGAUGUGGAACUAACAACUUAGUUCGUGGCACUUUUAAAGUAAUCAGCGGUUUGUUGAGUGUGAAAAUAUGUGUUUGACUUUGGAAGCUGCAGUUUGAGAAGAAAAAGUACAACAUGACAAGUCUGACACCUGAGAACACGACAUCCGCGAAUGAAGAACCUGGGAUUAAAACUCUGUAAAAAGCAAGUAAACAUAGAUUGUGUGAGGAUAUGUUUGUCAUUAUCUAUGAGUGGUUUGACUUUCAAUUGCUAUUAUUUUUUGUAACAGCGUCAGUGUUCAAAACUCUUCACAAAAAAUGCUGUGGACCCAAUCUGACCUUCCUGUGAUCAGUACACAUCGUGCAGGACCAAAUGCUGCAACCAUUUACACGUUCUGUUCCACAUAGUUCACGUUUAACUUUUUACUCAACAUUACCAAACAUGUGCAGCAGAGCAAAUACCUGAAUAUGACAUGCUCCAUGUUGUAAGACACUGGAAUACAGGUUUUCAUAAAGCCCUGUACCGAAAUCACCAAAUACGUUGCAAUGCUUCUGAGAAACAUAGCAAACUAUGUCCAGACGAAUUUUUAUUUUAUAUGCAAUGAAGUAAUAUCCUGGGGUUUUAUUUUUUCAAUUAUGUCUCAUGUUA
Molecule: messenger RNA, 1841 nt
Organism: Pseudoliparis swirei
Lineage: Eukaryota; Metazoa; Chordata; Actinopteri; Perciformes; Liparidae
Gene: ccdc197
Product: coiled-coil domain-containing protein 42 like-2
Exons: 9
Coding region: 73-1212 (379 amino acids)
Source: RefSeq, a predicted model, not a curated record